AUGGUGCGGGCGUUCGUGCUGCUGGCGCCGGGCGGGCCCGCCCCCUGCCGCGUGCUGUACGCGCGCACCUUCGGGACCCCCCCCGGCGCCGCCCCCGGGGGGCCCCGGCAGCGCCUCCGCCGCAAGGAGCAGCUGCUGGUCGUGGCCAGGCAAGUGGCCUCCCAGUGCCAACUGCUUCAGGCGUCCUUGGGGCGCCCGUCCUCGCCACAGCUUCCCCAGCUACCCGAUGAGCAGGUGUCCCUCCAAGAUGCUCCAGGGGGUGUUUUCCAGAUGCCCCCCGGAGACCCAUUCCCUGAGCGGGUGACAGUAGUCUGGUUAUCGGUGCUGGCCCUCGCCUUCGCCUUGGUUUGUGAGCCCCAGGAGAAUCUGUCCUUGGCUGAGAUCACCCUGAGGCGCCUGGCUCCCCGCCUGCUGCUCUCCCUGCGCCUCCUCAGCCCCGGCGCUGACGUCCUGCUCCGACCUGAUGCCGCCGAUGGCCUCCUGGACCGUCUCCUGCCCCACGGGCAGAUGCUUUUCCUCAAUGAACGUUUCCUCCAGGCAAUGGACCGAGACCUGGGGCUCAAAGUGUCCCGCUGAGCCACAGAUGGCAUUCCUGCCUACCACCCCCAGAUAUUUUGAGGGAUGAGAGAAAAGGGAGGGAUCUGAGAUGGUCACCAAGCCCCAGUGGGAUGGAUGAGAAAAUUAGUUCCAGUAUAAAGAGCAAUGAGCCAGCUAAGAGGAGGGUUUUAAUCCAUUUUUUCCCUAACGCCAUCAUGGGAAUGCUAAUAGUCAUCCCCAUAAAUCCACCUGGAGCUGGGACAGUGCCAAGUUCCUGCACUGCGCUCCUGCACCACUCCACAUGCACAUGACAGCGAGUGGAGGCUGCAUGUGGCCAUGAAUGGACGCUAAAAGAGGGACCCUGGAUUGUGGUUAUCCCAGCUGGGCACUGUGGGGCAUG
Molecule: messenger RNA, 937 nt
Organism: Melozone crissalis (California towhee)
Lineage: Eukaryota; Metazoa; Chordata; Aves; Passeriformes; Passerellidae
Gene: AP5S1
Product: adaptor related protein complex 5 subunit sigma 1
Exons: 2
Coding region: 1-576 (191 amino acids)
Biological process (GO): double-strand break repair via homologous recombination; endosomal transport
Cellular component (GO): late endosome; lysosome; AP-type membrane coat adaptor complex
Source: RefSeq, a predicted model, not a curated record